GGAAGCGAUGUCAAUUGCUUCUGGCAUGACACGAAAGUCAUUGAAGAUGAUAAGAUGCAUUAUCAGCGGGGAAGACGAAGAUGAAGAUCCGCAAUUGAAAAGUGUUCAACGCGUCUACGAUAUGAUAACCUAAUUUCCAAUGAAAAUCGUUUAAACACAGAGAGAGACUCCACGAAAAAAACACCCAAAAAAAGAAGAGAAAAAAAAAACGAAACCAAAACGAAAGUAAAAAGAUUUCUUUAAACGAAGGGGCGUUCGGUUCAUAUGUUUCAACAAUAUUCAAGGGCGUGGCGCCCAAGCAAACUAUAAACAUACCCACAGAGAGAGCAAGAGAGAGAGAGAUCGACAAACGAGAGGUGAAACAACGAUAUUUCAUAUACACAUUGGUGUGGUGUGGAGCGGAGCGGAGCAGCAGCUGGAAAAGACUCUUGUGAAAUUCCCCUAAGUUGUGAUCUUUGAUGCGAAUAAACCUGCGCUUGGACUGGAGGGCCCUGGCGCUGCUGGGCGCCCUCCUUUCGUGUAUCAUUGCCUGGCAGGGCUGCUUGGUAUUUGCGAUGCCGAUGGCUCUAACAACGAUAUCGAACCAACAAACAAUCAACACUAACAAUAACAGCCAUUCAAAUAGUACUCGGUUUAGUAAUAGUAAUUAUCUACAAAGUGAUCAUAGUCGUAAUCAAUUAGUGAGUGUAAUAAAUCAAUCAACAAAUCAAAGUAUUAAUGCUGAAUUUAAUCAGAGUUUAACAACCAUGCAACAACCAACUGCCAUACAAACAACAACAACAACAACAACAACAACAGAAGAAGAAACAACAACAACAACAGUAGAAACCACAUCACAAUCCUAUGAUCAGGAACAGGAUGAUGAUCAGGUGGAGGAGCCUUUGGGAUUUGUCAUCUCUGCGGGGGCUCCCAGCGAACAUCUGGCGGUGCUAUCGCGCACCGAAAGGAGCAUCAGACAUCAGCAGAAAAAGCAUCAUCAUCAUCAUCCGCAUCAACAGCAGUCCCCAUCAACGGCUGAUAAUAAUAAUAAUAACAAUUUCAUUGGUUCGAAAUCGAAAAGACUGAAUAACUCUAGAAGUAAUCUAAACAUAAAUAGCAGUAGCAGUAACAGUAACAAUAACAAUAGUCCCAUCAACAAUCUGGAUCGUAACGAACGCUCCACAGUGCCCCAAUCGCAUCUGGCCUGGACCUCCCGAAAGAUCCAGUUGUACAUCAAGAAUCGCAUCUUGCAACUCCUACGCGACGGCACUGUCAACGGCACCCAAGACGAGCAGAGUGAAUACACGAUUCUCCAGCGCUCCACCGUGGAUGUGGGACGCAUUAAGCUGCAGAGCGUGGCCACAUGCCUGUACCUGUGCAUGGAUGCCUGUGGCGCUGUCUAUGGCUCGAAAGAUUUCACCGACGACUGUGUCUUCAACGAAAACAUGGGCCUGCAGAACUACAACACGUACUCCUCCACCUACAACUCGAAUGCCCGGAGGGUCUACUACCUGGCCCUGAAUCGCCACGGCGAGCCCAGGCGGACCCAGAUACCGGCCAGCCGUUCGCUGGGGAAGCUUACCACCUACACGAACGCCAUCACGGAGACGGUGCCCCAGGAGCGGGUGGAGCAGUUGAUAGCCAAGAAUUUUGGGGCGAAUCGCAUCAAGCACGGCGUGCGGCAACUCUGUGAUACGGGCAAGCCGCUGAUUGAAUUGAUUGAUGCGGCGAAUUUUAAGAAGCCACCAGAGUGUAGCAGUACUGGAAGUGGCAGUGGCACGAGUGCUACCACUACUACCAGCUGUGGGGGCAGCAGUUCUUCGUGUACUUCCCCCACAACCAGUAGUAAUAGUAGCAGUACAGUUCCUGUGCCUGCGGCCAGAGCCUCCGGCAGCCUGAUUAGUAUUAGUAACAGUAGUCAAAGCGAGAGCGGCCAUAUUAGCAGUAGCCUUAGCACUAGCACUAGUAAUAGUACUAGCAGUAGCAGUAGCAGUAGUAGCAGUAGCAGUAGCAGUAGCAGUAGUCCCUUGCAUCCUCCUCCUCCGCCGCAUCCUCUGCAUCCAAAGCAGAAGAAGAAGAAGCUACGCAAAUGCAAGCUCCACGAAAGCGAGGAGCUACACAAUUGCCAGAAGCGACCCGCGGGCGGCGGGGCUGGGGCUCUGAGAAAACGCGGCCCCAAGGCCCAGCGCUGCAAGGAGCUGCGCGACAAGGCGGCAGCAGAGGGUGGUCCGCCACCUAACUGUGGCAAGAAGAACGGUGCAAAGAAGAAUGCAGCAGGCGGAGCAGUAGAAGCCUCCCCGCCAGCCCAGCCCAAGGCCGUCCAACAGCGGCCACGAGCGGGGAUGGGUGGCAAGAAGAAAGGGCCACCCAAGGGCGGCAAGCAGCGUCCGAUUGGUGGCAAGAAGCAGCUCCAGCAGGCCAGAGGGGCGGCCUUGUGGGGCAGUGGCAAGCAGCGCAAGCAGCGACCCAGCACCACGACGAUGGCCACCAGCCUGGCCACGCCCUCGGACAGCCACUGGGAGAGCAGCUCCCCGCUGCCGUCGAUGGCGCUGAGCGAGACCAGCGAUCGCGUGGAGCGGAAUGUCCGCAUGAGCAGCAUGGAGGAGGAGCAGGACGAGGACGAGGGAUCCCUGGAGGAUGCCAGCUACGAGGACGCCACAUCCGAGGCGCAUGCGCGCAGUGCCGCUGGCGACGAUUCGCUAUACUACGAUUUCCUCUGUCUGCUGUUCCUGCCGCUGAUGGUCCUGCGAAGAAGCAUUCUAUGA
This is a messenger RNA of Drosophila persimilis, 2744 nucleotides long. RefSeq names its product GATA zinc finger domain-containing protein 7 (gene bnl). The transcript is spliced from 4 exons. Lineage: Eukaryota; Metazoa; Arthropoda; Insecta; Diptera; Drosophilidae. Gene Ontology annotation, cellular component: cytoplasm. Gene Ontology annotation, biological process: positive regulation of gene expression; animal organ morphogenesis; positive regulation of protein phosphorylation. Gene Ontology annotation, molecular function: fibroblast growth factor receptor binding; growth factor activity. The record is from RefSeq and is a predicted model, not a curated record. Bases 459 to 2744 code for a protein of 761 amino acids.